AUACUGACAGUGUUUGUAAGAAACUCAGCAUCCGUCUCAUUUUGUUUGCCUACAUAAUAGUUUGAAUAACCCUGAAGCAGAAGGUCGUACGGACCAUUUCACCACCUGAUGGUGCAUGAAAAUUGGAAGCUAAGCUCUGUUUACACUAGCAAUGAGGUGAAGAGGUUGGUUUUACAUUAUUACUUAUGUUUUUCUUAAAGCCCUAAUAGCAAUCAAGUAGGAACUCCAGGCCGAAAUGCUGUUAACAUUCAAAAUGGGCAGCAGAGUGAAUAAUUAUGUCCUGUGUGGAGUUUGCGUGUGUCUCCUACAGGUGCUCCUGUUUCAUCACACAAUCCAAAGGCCUGCAGGUACUUGAGUACUGUCCUCAAGCAUGUCCCCCACAUCAGGGUUGUGGGGGGCUGGACCCUGAAGAGGGUGAACAGGUCAGGAGCAGAAGAAUGAACUGGCUUUGCAUAAUUACUUUAGAGAACUGGAUAAAAGUGAGUACAUACUAAAGGUCUGAGAUGUGUCAGAACAUUCUGCAUGAACAAAAGGUGGAACUUUCUAAGGUUUCACUGGCUACGAAGAAAACAAAAACCACAGAAUGAGGAAGAUACUAUGGUUUGUCCUCGCUCUCUCAGGACUGUCUGCUGUGUCUACGAGCAUCUUCAGCGAGUACCACUAUGUGAGAGAGUCAAUGAGCUGGAGUGAAGCUCAGAGUUACUGCAGGAAUGAGUUCACUGACCUGGCCAGUGUAGCACACCAAUAUGACAACAGCAGGCUGCUAAGGGUAAUCCAAGUCCUUGGAAAAUUUGCAUGGAUAGGGCUUUAUGAUGACCUGACCACAUGGAGAUGGGCGCUGGGAUUUGAAGACUUCAAUAACAAUACAGAUUUCAGCUACUGGUACUCAAAUGAGCCUGACAACAAGAACUCCACGGAGAGCUGCACUGUGAUGACACAAAAAGGGUUUUGGAAGGACAUCAAAUGUACCCAUAAAUGUCCCGCAGUCUGCUUUUAUGAACAAGGUCAAUCCAAAUACAUCUUAGUGCAAACUGAGAUGACUUGGUAUGAAGCUAGGAUCUACUGUGAGACCUACUACGAAGGCCUAGCCAGCGUGAAGAGCAUGUCUGAGAAUAAUCAGAUCUCCUCGCUGCUGUCAGAGAGCUCCUGGAUUGGUCUCUACAGAUGGCAAUGGGAUAACUGGGCUGACUCGUGGCGCACCACCUACACUAACUGGCACAUCAGCCAGCCGGACAACAGUGGGGACACUAUAACAUCAUGUGCCGCAGUAAACACAACCACAGGAACGUGGUGGGAUGUUGACUGUGAGGAAAAGCAUCAUUUUAUCUGCCAAAAAAAGUAUUUUUCUCCAAGCAGCUCUCCCAGACCUCAGCACAAAACACUAUUGAAGUUAAAGUUCCAGUCUGAGGCCGACCUGCAAGAUCCUGCUCUUCAGCAGCAGAUUUUACAGCAGCUGCAUGCUAAACUGGAGAAACACGGAUUACCAGACUUUAAACUUCGCUGGGUUCAGUCUGGUGAACAGGCCUUUCAUAAGGAACAAACGCAGAAGAAAGAGGAAGGGUCGAGUGCUUGAGUGGCUUACUGUGCAGAGGACAUCAUGGUUUUCUCACAAUUUAACACUUUCAC
Messenger RNA from Toxotes jaculatrix (banded archerfish), 1626 nucleotides. Its product is annotated as C-type mannose receptor 2-like. The record is from RefSeq and is a predicted model, not a curated record. The transcript has 9 exons. Lineage: Eukaryota; Metazoa; Chordata; Actinopteri; Toxotidae. The coding region runs from base 584 to 1573 and encodes 329 amino acids.